GGAAGCUGAGCGCGCGGAGAGCUGUGGCGAAGCCUCGCGAGCGCCCAUCUCCCUGGGUCCACCAGCGCUGAUCUCACAGCCAUCUGGAUGCAGCACUCCCUGCGAUCCACGCGUUUGUAGCUUGGAGCUUUUAAAUUGAGGUCAAGCAUCGCGACGUCGUGCUCGCAGUCUCCAGCGAGCGCCGCUUCCAAUGUUUACUUCUCUGGCAUGUCUUCUCCAGCCGGGGGGGAAGCAGAGCUGAGCAACAGAGGAAACCUUCCUCUCGUGCAUUAGUUGGAGGAGCCUUCCCCUCUCUGCUGCACCGAGUAUGCACUAGCUACCCCGCAGUUUGAGCUGUUCAUCGCGGGCAAGUCUUCCGUCGACAACCGCGGCUCCUCUUCUGCUCCAUGAUGGCGAUGUUUCGGAGCUUUGUGUCGGCGAGCACCCAGUUCCGCCAGCAGCAGCAGCCGCAGCCGCAGCAGCAGCAGUCCAGCAGCGGCCCCGGCCCGCUGGCAGCCCCCCCUGAGGCCGUAGAGAGCCAGUUCUCCUGUCCCAUCUGCUUAGAGGUUUACCACAAACCCGUCAGCAUCGCCAGCUGCGGACACACGUUCUGUGGGGAAUGUCUGCAGCCAUGUCUUCAGGUGGCCUCGCCCCUCUGCCCUCUUUGUCGUGUGCCCUUUGACCCCAAGAAAGUGGAGCGCUCGUCCAAUGUGGAGAAACAGCUGGCUUCCUACAAAGCCCCCUGCAGGGGCUGCACCAAAAAGGUGUCUCUGGUGAAGAUGAGGUCCCACAUUUCCUCCUGUUCCAAAGUACAAGAGCAGAUAGCCAACUGUCCCAAGUUUGUCCCGGUGGUCCCCACCUCCCAACCUAUACCAAGCAAUAUCCCAAACCGCUCGACAUUUGUGUGUCCAUUCUGUGGGGCCAGAAACCUGGACCAGCAGGAACUGGUGAAGCACUGUAUGGAAAACCACCGCAAUGAUCCCAAUAAAGUGGUGUGCCCGGUGUGUUCAGCCAUGCCAUGGGGAGACCCCACCUAUAAGAGCUCCAACUUUCUGCAGCAUCUUCUUCACAGACAUAAGUUCUCAUACGAUACCUUUGUUGAUUACAGCAUUGAUGAAGAGGCAGCGCUUCAGGCAGCUCUGGCUCUGUCCCUGGCUGAAAACUGACAACAGUCACCACACUGUCCUCUUCACGCCUCCUCUUCCACGGGUCAGAACCUUUCAAUCCUCACAUGGACCAAGCUGAUCCGACUGUAUCAUAAAAUUGCAGCUGACUUUAAAUAAUAACCUCACUCCUUUCUCCUGGUGUAGCAGUGCACUUUAAUUUCUUUCCAAAACAAAAACAACUUGUGACUACCUUCAUGGUUCCACGUGGAUUUAAUGUUUGUAAGGAUGAGCCGACCCGUUGGUCCGGAACGGAUCCAAUUACUACUCAAGAAUGAAAAUGACACCUUGACUUUGCAAAUCCCGAUCCUCGAUCUGGAAGCAGUUCAUCGGUGCACAGUUUAAGAUCCCAUCUGGACCACUGCAGCAUGAAGGGCUACCUCCCUGGACAAGGUUCUAUCUGUUCAUUUGUUGAAACCUGGUGCUGGCUCUUAAACCCUGGUCUGUGGUCCAGCUCCCCGACCACGUGUACCUGAAGAACUGACUGCGCGUAGUCACUGUGAGGAACCGGUUUCUUCUUCUGCAGCGACCACGAUGGAACCUUUGGCUGCCGAUCAGCAUGAUCCAACUAGCACCUGCACAAAUACAAGCAUCUUCUGAGAGACUGCAGCGAGCAGUGGAGGAGAUCUCCAGAGCAGCACUCUCAGGCUGCAGGGGAUCAGGCGCACAACAACUGGACCUUUUAUGUUGCUCUGAAGUGAAACACUUUUAACUGACCCAUGUUUUUACCCUUCCAUGUGUGUUGCUGUCCACAACAUCUUUUUAUGGUUAUGAUUGAUGAUCAGUGAACCCAGCAGCACCAUCCCCUCUAACAGAACCACAAGGUUGCCCCCCCCCCCUUCCCUAACCUGAGAGUAGUUUUUUAUUGUUUUGACUGUGGUGAGAAUUCAACAGAGUAUGUUCACUGCAGGAAUCUGCAUGGUUGCCUUGGUCAGGCAGCCUUUGGGUGUGUCUGAACUCACUGAGAAAGAAGCUAAGCACCCAGAACCCAAUUUAAACACAAACAGGACCACAUGCAGACCAGGGGAGGAUACGCAAAACACGUCAUGUCUUCAAGAGUCACUGCUGAGUGUAUAGUUGAGAUCAAAGUUGUUUAUUCCCCUGGCAGAUUAAGGUUUAAAGUUAUGUUCCUUCUGUUGGUAAGUAAUGUCAAGUUUUUGGAGCGGCCCAGCCAGAAUGUGGAGCAAGCUAAAGAUUAGGGUGAUGGUAAGGAGGAUGUCCAACCUCACAGACUUGAAGCCCCCCAAAGAGAAAUUCAUGGCUCAGCAGUUAGACGGGUUGAUUAUGGUAGUACUACAAAUUUUUACAUUUAUUGAGGAGGGUCUAAAUAAUUUUAAUCAUGCCUUUU
Messenger RNA from Fundulus heteroclitus (mummichog), 2490 nucleotides. Its product is annotated as E3 ubiquitin-protein ligase RNF166. The coding region runs from base 387 to 1145 and encodes 252 amino acids. The record is from RefSeq and is a predicted model, not a curated record. The transcript is spliced from 6 exons. Gene Ontology annotation, molecular function: ubiquitin protein ligase activity. Gene Ontology annotation, biological process: ubiquitin-dependent protein catabolic process; protein polyubiquitination. NCBI's taxonomy places the organism in Eukaryota, Metazoa, Chordata, Actinopteri, Cyprinodontiformes, Fundulidae.